Messenger RNA from Astyanax mexicanus (Mexican tetra), 6352 nucleotides. RefSeq names its product TBC1 domain family, member 30 (gene tbc1d30). Lineage: Eukaryota; Metazoa; Chordata; Actinopteri; Characiformes; Acestrorhamphidae. The record is from RefSeq and is a predicted model, not a curated record. Gene Ontology annotation, cellular component: endoplasmic reticulum. The transcript is spliced from 13 exons. Bases 1745 to 4312 code for a protein of 855 amino acids.
GUUAACAAACGUCUGGAGCUCUGGACAGCCUGAUUCUGUUUGGUUUCUCAUUGUUGUGCUAAUGGUGGAUUAGCACUGUCAGACAGGCUAGGGCUUUUCUUUCUCAGAGUGUGAUUGAUUCUCAUCUGUUUGAGGAAUGUAUUUACAUUUAUGCUGUUUGCUGUUUUCAUGCAAUUUAUACAGCUUAAAGUAGCUAAAUGCAUUCACACACACACACACAUUUGUACAUAUAUUGUAUAUGAGCCUUAUGAAUACACUUAUUAUUUAAAAUAUACAUGCAACAUUGGAGUAAAAGUUUAUUGGUGGAACAGAAAGGGGGGCUCCUCUAGGGGUGCAAGGGCACUGCCCCAUCAAAUGAGCCAAAAAUUGAAGCUUUUAGAACUUAAACAAUGGUUUAAUGAAUUAUAGUACAGUCAUUCUAAAACUAUUUAGUCAUUGCUGGCAGUAAUGUUAGUGUUUGUAUUUGGUUUAUUUCUGUGUGAAAAUAUAUACUUCCUGUGCGUGGGGCCAGAUUAAUCCGAGUCAAUGGAGCUCCUUAACUUUUGGCAGGUGGCCCUCUUGUGGCAGGACCCAGUGUCCAUUUAGUGUACACCUUUGAUUAUUUAGCUAUAUCUGCCAUAACUGCAUACAACAUGACAGAAAUAUACAUUUCUUUGAUAAAAAAAAAGUAUAGUCUUUACUGGAUAUUUACAUUUAUUUGUGUUGUUUUACUGGAUGAAACAAAAAUCAUUUGAAUUUUUAGAUAUAAACUAAGGAAAACUGUGCUCUCAAUGGACUGGAGAAGGUAUGAUGUAUUUUUUUUUUCACCUACUAUAAAAUAUAUACACUUUUUUUUAAAGUGGUCCUUUUUUUCCAGAGCUGUAAAUGAUACUUACAUUAUAUAUUAUUCUGUAUAUUACUUAAAGCUAAACAAAACAAAAACAGAAAAACAGAUUGGUAUAACCCCAGUUGCUGUCUUGAUUGAUUUGUGUUGUGUUUACACUGUGAGCACCCACAAAAUAUCAACUUUGACCCAAUUCAGAUUUGUUAAUGGAUCUGUUUGAUUUUAUUAAAAAAGAUUAUUUUUUGUGUAUAAGUUUAUAUUCAUAUUGUCUGAAAGUUUAACCUUUUUACAGAUCAUCUUAAUUCUUAUUUACUGUCAAGCCUGAUUUCCUUCAUCCUAAGAAAAGACGGUCAUGAUGUUGGCUGAUGUUGCUCUCUUAAUCUGUUGGGAUUAGGAUAUUAAAGUUUGAUCAGAGGUGACAUCAUUGCAUGCUUAGUCUGCACUGUCUCUCUCCUCCCCUUCUGCUUUUUCCUUCUUUGGAUUGGAUCUUCCUCCUCUUGCAGCCCACCUCCUCCUCCUCCCCUUUCCCUCAUCCUCUCAUCCUCCUCCCUUUCCUGCAGGGGCGCAGGAACAGCUGCUGCUGUGUGGGAAGAGAAACGCUGCGUUUCUGGUUUGAUUUAGAUAAACCCUUCUUCACCUGUUUUAAUAAUUAGAAGCUUAUGCUCGUUGAAACGCGGACGGAUCUGUGUUUUUAUUUUCCUGGAGGAUAAUGAUAAGAAGGGACAUUUGCAUCAUUAGCUGCAUUGAUCGAUUAGCCAUCUUCCAUUUUCCAUCUUCCAGCAUCCUGUAAAGACUCAGAGCUAGGUGAGCUACAGGAGGCUUAAUAGAACGCGUUUUUAGAAAAACAGAAGCUUGGAACGCGUGUAAACUGGACACCAAACGUGCUGAGUAUUCACGAGAGGCCUUAGCCCAAACCCAGCCAUGAAGCAGGAGCGGUUCGUGGCCUCCAGGAGGUCUAAGAUCUGCCUGAAACGGCAGGCUGCUGCUGCCGGAGGAGUCGGAAACAUCAUCAGUAAUGUCCUGAAGAAGCGCAACGGCAUCUCCAGAAGCGCGCCUCGCCUGCUGUGCACGCUGGAGCCAGGGGUGGACACCAGGUUGAAGUUCACUUUGGAACCGUCACUUGGCAAGAAUGGAUUUCAGCAGUGGUACGAUGCCCUCAAAUCUGUGGCCAGACUUCCCACUGGUAUCCCCAAAGAGUGGAGGAGGAAGGUCUGGUUAACCCUUGCCGAUCAGUACCUUCACAGUAUUUCCAUAGACUGGGAGAAGACCAUGAGAUUUGCUUUCAAUGAGCGCAGCAAUCCUGAUGAUGACUCUCUUGGAAUUCAAAUUGUCAAGGAUCUGCACAGGACAGGCUGCAGUUCAUACUGUGGUCAGGAGGCAGAGCAGGACCGGGUGGUGCUGAAGCGGGUGCUGCUGGCAUAUGCGCGAUGGAACAAGACUGUGGGCUACUGUCAGGGCUUUAAUGUGUUGGCUGCACUCAUCUUGGAGGUCACUGAGGGCAAUGAGGGAGAUGCAUUAAAGGUGAUGAUUUACCUGAUUGAUAAGGUGCUUCCCGACAGCUACUUUGCCAAUAACCUUCGAGCUUUGUCUGUGGACAUGGCUGUGUUCAGGGAUCUGCUGAGGAUAAAGCUUCCAGAGCUAUCUCAGCAUCUUCACCACCUACAGAAAGUAGCUAAUCGGACUGGAGGAGGCAGCUAUGAGCCUCCUCUCACCAACGUUUUCACCAUGCAGUGGUUCCUUACCAUGUUUGCUACCUGUCUGCCCCACCACACUGUGCUGAAGAUAUGGGACUCUGUCUUCUUUGAGGGUUCAGAGGUGCUGCUGCGAGUGGCUUUGGCCAUCUGGGCCAAACUUGGAGAGAGGAUUGAGGAGUGUCAGACUGCAGAUGAGUUUUAUAGCACAAUGGGAAUUCUGACUCAAGAGAUGCUGGAGCAAAACCUGAUCGACUCCAAUGAGCUCAUGCAGACGGUCUACUCCAUGGCUGACUUCCCUUUCCCCCAGCUGGCGGAGCUGAGGGAGAAAUACACCUAUAACAUCACUCCGUUCCCUGCUCCCGUCAAGGCCAAUGGCAGCCAGGGGAUUCACGGAUGGGAGAGUGAUGAUGAUGGUGACAUGGACGAUGAAGAUUCUAUCGUCACUGCUCUGGGCUGCCUGGGGCCGCUGGGUGGUCUCCUGGCUCCUGAGAUCCAGAGAUACCAAAAGCACUUAAAAGAGCAGAGAGGUGAGCUGACCUCUUCUUCCAGUAACAUGGCAGAGCUGAGCCCGGGGGCAGUGGGAGCUGGCCGGGCUGAACAUCAGGCCACCAUGAACAGCAUGAUGCUGGAGCGCAUGAGCACAGACAUCAGAGCGCUGACCAAGCAGUACUCACGCAUCAAGAGACGACAGCAGCAGCAGGCUGGCCUGCUCUACAUCCACACAGGGCUGCCAGUGGAAACUGAGCCUGUUGCUCCUCAUCAGCCCAGUGAAUGGGCAAGCAAUGACUCUGGUAAAUGUCCAGCCACAAGCGUCAUGGCUUCCCAGGUCCACACGUCACCUGUAGUCAACCAUCUUCUUCUAGGGAGAAAGCCUAGAGCUGCCCAGCGUGCCUCUAGGAGCGGUAUUGUCCAUGCAGGAUCAAUACCCCAAGCUCAGUCUACUCCAAACCUGGACCACGGGGCUCGGGCUAGGCUUCAGUCUCCCUGGCGCACCCAUGUGCGUACCCACCGAAGAAACCUGGCCAGGGCACGGGCUCAGCUGGGCUUUGAUGACUCUUUCACAAUGGAUGACGACAGUGGCAGCCCUGAGCACAAACAUGAAACAGCUGAAGAUGAAAGUACAGAAAGUCGAGAAAGAACAGAGGAGAAGGAAGAGGAUGAAGAAAAAGAAGAGAAUGAGGAGGAAGAGGAAAGGAACUUGGAGGAUGUAGAUGAUGAGGAGCAGCACAAUAAGGAGAAAUCUGAACCUGUCCAAGAGGUUACAGCAGAAGGAGAAGAAUUAGAACAGCAUCUGCAGGAGGAUGAGUGUGAAGAAAAGGUAGAAGAGAUGCAGGAGGUGGAACAGCGAUUGUCCACUCUCGAUCUGGAAUCAUCCGCACCAUCAGAUUCUUCUCCAGCUCUUAGCGAUGGAGAAUCUAUCCAGUCUGGCAAUAGGACUUCUGAGGCUGAGUCAAGAGACCAAGCAGAAGAGCCAAAACUGACGGUGGGAUUGAACCAACAGUCACCACUGCAGCCGGAAUCCAACCUCCAGUCGCACCAGUUUUGCUCCACUCGUCGCACCACCUCUGACUCAUCCAGCUCAGAAAGUGGCGGCAGUUCUCUCAGGCGCAGCCCCUCAAAACAGCAGCAGAUCUUUUCCCCCUUUCCUUGUGUCAAAGCCCCUCGCAAGUCUGCUGCUGCUAGGAACUUGGGUCUUUAUGGCCCCACAUCAAGAACUCCCAAUGUGCACUUCCCUCACAUGAGCAAAUCCAUGAACCGGCUAGGAGCUAGUGCCUCUGCUUCCACUCGGCGAUGAUGAUGAUGAGCAGGUUGUCAAAAAGUGCAAGGACUUUUUCAGUGGGUUUGCUUUUAUUCCUCACAUGAUCUCAAAGUGCUGUCUCUGAGAUCAUAUGAAAUAUGCACAUGCCAAGCUGUUUUGAAACAAGUAUUGCACAAGGGUCUCCAAUUGACCUGUCCAUGCUCCAGUCAUUAAUGCAUACUUUUGUAGCUACCUGUGCUAGAUUGGACAAAUAGGUACUGUUCCAGAGCACUGCUGGGAAAUUUACCAAGCUACACCUUACAGUUAAUGCCCUGUUCUUGACACACUUGAUUUAACUUAUACACACCUCCUUGUUUCUACUUCUACUCACUGUCCAUCUUAUCAGCUCCUCUGAAGCUCACCCUGUCCUGUGUGAUCCUGACCAUUUGAAUAACAGAGUGGAAGGAAUAUGAUAAAGUAUGCAGAGAAACAGAUUCAGGACUACAGUGUCUGUAAUUAUAUAACUACAAAGUGCUCAUGUAUGCUUUAUAAGCAGUAGAGCUUUAUAAGAUGGUAAGAGAGUAUAGAAAAAAGGAGGUAGUCAUAAUAUUUUGAUGAUUGUGUACAUUAUCAAACUAAACAAACCUUUUUUAAAUCGUGAGAAGGUGCACCAGGAUCAGGGUAAGGAACCUGUGGUUUACAGUCGCAAAAUAAUGUUAUGAACACUGUGUUUUUCUAAUCAAAGCUUGACUGCUUGAUAAUGAGCUUGCCUCCAUUUUGUGACAAAAUCAUGUACAGUGUGAGAGAUUUGAAAUAGCACACUGUAAAUGCAUGAAUUUCUCAAUAUGUUAAGGCUACCAAUGAUCAGUCAAGCUUCCGUCAAAUUCCCAGCCAGCGCUACAAAAGCAUGCAUUAGUGGGUGGAGCAUGGAUAAACUAAAUUAAGUCCUGAAGGCUGAGAGUCCUGCACAGUUUGAUGAUUUUUAAACUCUCUCAACUGUGCUGAGCUCUGGGCCUUCUCUACACAAUAUGGGUACAUGAAGGAAGAAAAUCCCUAUUGAUAUAUUCAUACAUAAUCGUGUUCUGUUCUGUUCUUUUCGCAUCUGAAUUUUCUCUUCUUCUGAAAACCAAGAGUGUAUUACCUCUAGCGCCAGCCAUCUAUUGCUGGGAGUUGUCUCAAUAUUUAAAAUGUCUUUGCUGAAACUACAAGUGUUGACUGGUGGCCUUGCUGCUUUACUAUGAGCAGCCAGAGUCAGAGAGAACACAAUUGGCCAUUUUCUCUGGGUGGGUAGAUGGCGCUUUCUCCUCUAAUCAUUUCCAUUGUGAUGCUGGCUGGCACAUUCAUCUAUUCAUCUAUUGUGUCAGAGCUGGGGAUCCAGCACUUUCCUUUUCACACUUCACAUGGAUCAGAAGAUGCUUGUGUUAGCCUUUGCUCUCCUAGUGUUGUCUUUAUGAGUGGGUGGGUUAAUUGGCACAGCUAAAUUGGGUUAAAAAAUGUAAAAAAUAAAGAGAUUGCUGGAUGCAUUUGCCAUAGUCGUAUUAUGUAUGAGUAUGUAAGUGACACAAAGCAGUUAACUCACUCCACCUCCAGGAAAUUCCAGUAUAUCCUAAUUAUUGGCUGGUAAAUGCCUCAUUUUUAUUCCUACAAAAGACACAAGGUCUUGUUUUCCCCAAAGAGUAUUUAUUAAAACACAGCUCACAUGACCUUUCUUUUCAUUCUCUUAUCUAUAAUGUCUAAUUUUCUUCACCAAAGAUGCUCUUCCAUCACAUUGUUCUCCUUUUGCUGCUGUCCUCUACAGAUAUCUUAAAAAACUGCAUUGUUUCACAUUGUUUGUUCAUUGGUUUUCAGUUUAUCAGCUUUACAGAGUGGAUGUUAAACCUUUUCACAGGUGACACUUUAGGCCUGUUGAACUGCACUUAUUGAUCUGAUGUUUGAGAAUAUAUCAUAUCCAGAGUAAUAUAUAUGUAUAUAGACACUCUAAAGAUGAACUGAUAAAUGAAAUGAUUGUCUCAUGAAAUAUUUACUUUUUUGAUUUUUUUCUGUUUGUUUAAAAAAAGAAGUAAAUAUUGGCUAUAAAUAAAAAUCAUGUAAAGGUAA